AUGAAUAAAGAACUCGAGAUAGCGGGGUACACCGUGCUGCCCCUGCAGUUUCCCAAGACCUCCUCUGCAAAGGCUGCCACGCAUUACAUGUAUCUUCGGGCCCACGAGCCUCGCAACCCGGACGAAGACACCCCUCGCUCGAUGUUCAUCGUCAACGUUCCCAUCGAUACGACCGAGACGCACUUGCGCCACCUCUUCGGCACCCAGCUCUCAGCCGGCCGGGUCGAGCGCGUCCACUUCGAGUCCGUCCCCACGAAGAAGGGUCAGGUCGCGGCGCCGCAGGCACUCGUCGGCGGCGGGGUUGGCAGCAGCAAGAACAAGAAACGGAAGCGUGUGACCGCGGACGAACUGGAGUCUCAGCUAGAGGAGAUCGAGCUCCCCCCGGUCUGGGACCGACCGUUGCAGAAGAGCGGGGCGCACGCCAUUGUUGUCUUCGUGGAUAAGCCUAGCAUGGAGGCUAGCCUGAAGGCUGCGCGGAAGGCCGCGCGCAAGGCAGUCGGGGGCAGCAGCAGCAGCAAGAAGAUUGUCUGGGGGGAGGGGCUUGACGAGGAUCGCGUGCCGGCUUUGGGGCUGGAGCGGUACCUCAUCCACUCACAGGCUCAGUAUCCCAGUCGGAGCGAGUUGCUGCGCACGGUCAACGACUUCAUGACGGUGUUCGAGCAGGUGGCUGAGGUGCGGAAGCGGGAGGCGGCGCGCAAGGCCCAGGAGCCGGACGAGGAUGGCUUCGUCACGGUCACGAGUGGACCCAAGUUGGCGGAUGCCACGCGCGAGGACGAGGCUCGUGAGUUGAUCGAGAAGCAGAGGAAGAAGCAGGAGGGUCUUGAGGACUUCUAUCGCUUCCAGUCGAGAGAGAAGAGGAAGGAGAGACAGAACGAGUUGUUGAGGAAGUUCGAUGAGGAUAAGAGGAAGCUGGCGGAUAUGAAGAAGAGGAAGGGCAAAUUCGCGCCUGAGUGA
This is a messenger RNA of Aspergillus homomorphus CBS 101889, 954 nucleotides long. Its product is annotated as putative ribosomal small subunit assembly protein. The record is from RefSeq and is a predicted model, not a curated record. The transcript is spliced from 2 exons. Gene Ontology annotation, biological process: ribosomal small subunit assembly; rRNA processing. Gene Ontology annotation, cellular component: CURI complex; UTP-C complex. NCBI's taxonomy places the organism in Eukaryota, Fungi, Ascomycota, Eurotiomycetes, Eurotiales, Aspergillaceae. The coding region runs from base 1 to 954 and encodes 317 amino acids.